Struthio camelus australis is the source of this 2568-nucleotide messenger RNA. RefSeq names its product sodium/nucleoside cotransporter 2. Gene Ontology annotation, cellular component: plasma membrane. Gene Ontology annotation, biological process: nucleoside transmembrane transport. The record is from RefSeq and is a predicted model, not a curated record. Lineage: Eukaryota; Metazoa; Chordata; Aves; Struthioniformes; Struthionidae. Gene Ontology annotation, molecular function: nucleoside:sodium symporter activity.
CAUGUGGUCACUGUUGUUCACUUGAAGGAGUGUUGCUGGCUCUCCGCAUUGUAUCAUAUUUAUUCCCCUAAGUUUAAUGCUCAUCUGUAAGCCCUUGGAAGCAAGGAAGAGCAAACACCUUCCCGGAGUCAGAGGAGAGCAAGAAAGCCAGCACACUGGCCCCAUGACUUGAGGACCCCAGAAGAUAGUCCUUCGAUUCGCUGGUGCAAGAACCACUCUGAAUCUCUGCUACCAAAGGGAUCAUCCUCUCGGAGUCCCAAACUCAAAAGUCAGGGUCAGACAUUCCUCUCUUCUAGAGCUGAUCCCAGCUUUCUCUCCCAGCCAGUGUGUUGACCCUUCGCAGUACCAUCUCUCUAACGCAUUGAAGCUGCAGCACACCUAAAGAUGGAAGAUAACCAGAUAACCCUGGUCAACCUUGAGAGGGGCUCAGAUAACCCAGCUUUCAGCUCCCAGGGGGAAGAGAGGCUCCAUAAGGAAUCUGAUGAUCCAUGUGGUGAGAGCAAGGAGGAGAGGGGAAGAGAAGGGAAAGGCAGAUUCUCCUCUUACUGGAGGAAGGCCCUGCACCCGGCAUCCAAGGCAAAGCGUUUCUGUAAGGCUCAUGCCAAGGCAAUGCAGAAGGUCGUCUUGGGGCUCCUUUGUAUAGCCUACCUGUGCUACUUCGCUGCAGCCUGUUGGCUCAACUUCCAGCGAGCCCUUGCCUUGGUUGUUAUGACUGCUCUGGUUGUCUUCUUCAUGUGCUGGAGUCUCUUCCAGAAGCACUGUGGGGCAAAGAUAUUGCAGCUCCUCAGGCCCUGUCGGAAAUGCUUCCAAAAGUCCUGGCCGUGGCUGAAAUGGAUGCUCUGUGUGGUCCUCCUGGGUGGUCUGACCACCUGGCUGGUUUUGGACACCUCCAGAAAUCCAGAGCAGCUCGUCUCAUUUGCUGGUCUCUGCUUUUUGGUUCUGUUCCUGUUUGCCUGCUCAAAGCACCACGGCGCAGUGUCCUGGAGAGCUGUUGUCUGGGGCCUUGGCCUGGAGUUUUUACUUGGACUCUUCAUCCUCCGAACAACCCCUGGCAUCCAAACAUUCCAGUGGCUGGGUGACCAGAUCCAGUUCUUCCUGAGUUACACCACAGCUGGCUCCAGCUUCGUCUUUGGGAAUACGCUCAUUGAAGAAAUCUUUGCCUUUCAGACUCUGCCCAUCAUUGUUUUCUUCAGUUGUGUGAUGUCUGUCCUCUACUACCUUGGUGUCAUGCAGUGGCUCAUUCUCAAGAUCUCCUGGGUGCUUCAGGUCUCAAUGGGCACCACUGCCACUGAAACCCUGAGUGUGGCGGGGAACAUUUUUGUGGGACAGACUGAAUCCCCACUGCUCAUCCGCCCAUACCUUGCAGACAUGACCAAUUCAGAAAUCCACGCUGUGAUGACUGGUGGCUUUUCCACCAUAGCGGGCAGUGUGAUGGGAGCCUACAUUUCUUUUGGGAUAGAUGCAGCAUCGCUGAUUGCAGCCUCCGUGAUGGCUGCACCCUGUGCGCUCGCCAUGUCCAAGCUCGUCUACCCCGAAGUGGAAGAGUCCAAGUUCAAGGGCAAAGAAAACAUCCGCCUUUCCUGUGGGGAGGAGCGGAACAUCCUGGAAGCUGCUAGCAAUGGGGCUGCCGCCUCUGUGGGGCUCGUGGCUAACAUCGCAGUCAAUCUCAUUGCCUUCUUGGCAGCUCUAGAGUUUAUCAAUGCUGCAUUGCGCUGGUUCGGGGAGAUGGUAGACAUCGAGGGGCUCUCCUUCCAGGUGAUCUGCUCCUACAUCCUCAUGCCCGUGGCCUUUCUCAUGGGGGCAGACUGGGCAGACUCACCACUGGUGGCUGAGCUCUUGGGGAUCAAGAUCUUCUUGAAUGAGUUUGUGGCAUACCAGCAGCUGGCCACGUACAAGAAGAACCGGCUAUCAGGCCUGGAGGAGUGGGAUGGGAGCCGGAAGCAGUGGAUAUCUGAGCGAGCUGAGAGCAUCACCACCUUUGCACUCUGUGGAUUCGCCAACUUCAGCUCCAUCGGGAUCAUGUUGGGAGGCCUGACCUCUAUGGUACCCCAACGCAAGGGUGACUUUGCCUCCCUUGUGCUGCGAGCCCUGCUCACUGGCAUCUGCGUCUCCAUGCUCAAUGCUUGCCUAGCAGGCCUCCUUUACGUGCCAACAGAGGUGAGCGACUGUGUGACCUUCCUCAGCACCACCAACUUCAGCUCCACCAGCUAUGCCACAUACACAUGCUGCAAGCAGCUCUUUGCCAGCUCAAUGCUUGGGGAGAAUGGGACCCUUUCCUUCACGGCUCCCUGGGCAGGUGUGGAGGAGAGCGUGCCAUGCCUGAUCCAGUGCUGUGGACACUACAACCACACGACCUGCGCAGGGUGAUCCUGGACUUGCUGUGGCACCCAAAGGUGCAGGCAGCUGCCAGCUCCUGGAUCAAGGGCCUCCAAGCACUGGGGUCUACCCACAAAGGCACAAAAAUCCCCAACACAGACCCAUGCAUCUGUAUUUCUCCCCUCUGCCCCACUGGUGCCAGGUAGCAGAUACCUGCAGACAGGGGGGACAGCUCCCUAAUAAACCAUGGAA